ACCUUGUUUGAAAUUUUGAUUCAUUUCCAACUUGAAAGACCUACAAUAAAUCUUGCAUUACCUUUCUCUCUUUCCCUUUGCUCAUUUCUUGCUCUGUCUAUUUUCCUUUCUCUCUAUUUUCAUUUUCAUCUCUUCUGGUUUUCCCUCAACCCAUGCGAUGUAAACAAUGUUAACUGUUCAAAGAAGAAUUCUAAACAUGCUGUUAACACAAUUACCUUCUAUUUUAUAGUAAAUUGUAAUACUUGAUUAAAGUCAAUUGUUUCCAUCAAUGUGAUUAAAUCAUCAACCGUUAGCUCAACAACAAUGGGAUCUUGAAAAUUUUAAAUAAUUUUUUCGCUUUUUCUGUGUAAAAAUCUCAUUUUUUCAGUUUUCUACCAUCACUCUAAUCCCUCCUUUAUUGUUUUGGAUCUUCAUUCUUUCAUCAUGAACUUAUAAUUAAUUGUGGUUAUUUCUGACAUUUCAUUUUAUUUUUGAUUCCUCUAUUUUACUGCGGUUUACUGCUACAAUUGAUCUUUUUGAGAUGCCUGGUGUUCGAGAAACAAUUAACUCAAGCUUCACAGCAUGCAGAACAGGAUUGAGAAAAUGCUGGCAAUGGAUUCAGUGUCACAAGCCAAUUGUGUUCAUUCUUCAAGAUCAAUACAAUGUUCUUUGCUUAGGAUUAAGUGGUGCUGGUAAAACAACCUUAUUAUCUCAUCUGGUGGAUGAACCACUAUCUAAUUGUGAACCUACUAGUGGAUUUAAUAUUAAAACAUUGCCAAUCAAGAACACUGUAAUUAGUAUAAAGGAGCUUGGAGGAUCAUUUCAAGUUCAACGUUUUUGGGACCAUUAUUUUGGAAGUAAACAUGGCAUCCUUUUUGUUGUUGAUUCAUCUGAUACAGAUGAGGAAUUAAAUACUGCCAAGGAAGCUUUAAGAGUUGUUCUGUCCGAUCAACGGCUCACCGGUAAACCUUGCCUUAUAUUAGGUACUCACUCUGAUUUAGAUGGAGCUAGAAGCUCAGAGGAAAUUGAACGUUAUUUUCAACCCUUGAUGAAUGGAAGGAAAUGGUGUGUCUCAUGUUGCUCUGCAUACGAUCGAUCUCAAAUUGUUUCUGCCCUUGAAACGCUUAUUGAUCUCAUGGUUAUGAAUAUUUGAUACUCACAAAUUUGUCAGAUGUAUUGAAAACUUCAAAUUGUCAUAAUAUCUGAUUACCACCAAGAUAUUUUGCAUCCCGUCAACUGGAUAUUUAUUGGAUUUAUUUAAUCAUAGUGCAGUUGAAUAUGUGAUCAAUUCCAUUUUCAAUUUUAACCAAGUACGACAAUUCUGCGAAGUCAAUAGUGUUAUUUCCAAGUACCAUCAACAGCAAACCUUUUCUUCAUUUAUACCUGUAACUUACUUUACUACCUAUGAAUGUACAAUGGAGUCUUUGAAGUAUAAUCAACUCUAGUAAAAAAGCUGAACCACAAUUGCUACUUUUGGUUGACAAUCCUUUUCAAGAUGGUCAUCACUUUAAUCAAUCCUAAGAUCAACAGUGAAAUUAAAUUUCAUUUUAUUAUCUAUCUAUUACCAUAUUAUCGUCUCGAAGUAAUCAAGUGAUAAUAAUGAUUCAAAGAACUACAGACCAGGAAUCCAAAUGGUUUAUUAUUGUUCGAAACCAAACCAACAAUGAAAUUAAAGUUGAAAUGAAUUGACCACAAUAAACUUAAUUUUGAGCUCAAAA
This is a messenger RNA of Tetranychus urticae (two-spotted spider mite), 1697 nucleotides long. Its product is annotated as ADP-ribosylation factor-like protein 15. Lineage: Eukaryota; Metazoa; Arthropoda; Arachnida; Trombidiformes; Tetranychidae. Gene Ontology annotation, molecular function: GTP binding; GTPase activity. The record is from RefSeq and is a predicted model, not a curated record.